This is a messenger RNA of Acaulospora morrowiae, 153 nucleotides long. The record is from the annotation of a GenBank genome assembly. Lineage: Eukaryota; Fungi; Glomeromycota; Glomeromycetes; Diversisporales; Acaulosporaceae.
AUGAAGAGUUUUUUCAAAGUCGCAAGAGAAAGUGAAAAAAAAGACAAUGAUGAAAAAGACACAAACGAAAAAGAAGUAGAAAAAAAGAACACUUCAAAUUUCAAUCUUAGUUUGGUAGCAUCUGCUUUUUCUUCGAUACUUGAAAGUCCAGUG